Messenger RNA from Octopus bimaculoides (California two-spot octopus), 4010 nucleotides. RefSeq lists its product as uncharacterized. The record is from RefSeq and is a predicted model, not a curated record. NCBI's taxonomy places the organism in Eukaryota, Metazoa, Mollusca, Cephalopoda, Octopoda, Octopodidae.
UAUAUAUAUAUAUAUACUUACACGUAUGUAUGUAUGCAUAUUACAUGUGCUAACAUAUACGGACGUACAAUAGCAAGCCAGUAAGUCUGAAUUGAAAUAUUACGUUUUUUCGUCUGAAACCACUUAGGUAAGUUGAUGCAAAACUAAUAUAAGAGAGGGAAUGAGGAAAGUGAACGAUAGAGAGAUAGAGAGAUAGGGAGAGAGUGAAAUGAAGUUACGGCCAUUUGCUGUGUGUUUGUAAAGCAAUAUUUAUUUAUAAGGACAGAUAAAAAAAAAUAUACAUAUAAAUAUUUUAAAUAAAUGCACCAAAAAUAUUCUGGUGAAAGACAGAUAGAUAAACAGAUGGAUAGAUAAGUAAUUUUCAAGAGGGAACAGAGAAAGAAAGUUAACUAGACAUAUAAAUUGAUAUGUAGCUACACAGAAACGUAUAGUUCAAAACCAUACCGACAACAAUGAAACAUUAAUACAGACAGUUUUAUAUGACACGGAGUAUUAGCUGUUUCUGAGUCCAACACUAACAUAUCUUAUAUAACUGAACCAAGAAGUAUUGCUUAGAUUACUCCUGAGGACAUGUUAAAAUUUAAGUCAUUAUCUAUAUAUAUUAUUAAUAAGUGCCAUUAACAGUAAAUUAUAAACUUUACAAAGAAUUCUUGCCUCGUCUAUGACCUUUAUAUAAAAUUUAGUAUUGCAGUCUAUAACCUCAUACAUUGAUUUUAUCUCUCAAGUAGAGGCACUUUACCUAUAUAAACGCGCCCACACUCACAGACACAUACACACACACACACACACACACACACACACACACACACACACACACACACACACACACACACACACACACACACACACACACACACACACACACGUUGAUAGAUAGACAGAUAUUUCUGACAUUAAAUAUAUAUACAUAUAUUUAAGAUAUUUCCAAGUAAGACCCAAGAGGUGAAAAUAGACUACAUCCUAAUACAGGAAUCAAACUAUGCAUCUUUUUACUUGUAAAUAUUUAUAACAAAAAGAACUUUGGAUUAUAUACACUGACACACACACACGCACACGCACACGCACACAUACAUACAUACAUACAUACAUACAUACAUACAUACAUACAUACAUACAUACAUACAUACGUAUAUGCAUUUAUACAAGACGUACUUUGUUUGCUGAACAUUGUCUGGAAACUAACGAGAAUUACAUAUUGACUAACAACAUACGACUGAUCACGGCGUUUCAGUAAGAUGUACAACUUCUGAGUCACCGUUAAAGUUUUACAAGAUUCUUACUUGGGAAUUAUCGGUAAAUACCUAAUGAAAUAUUAACGCUUUGAAACAAAUGGGCGGUAUUUGAACAGUUUCCAGAAUAUUUGGUAAAAAAAAAAUCUGUGAAAGAGAAUAAUGUACGGCAGCUGAAAUUGUUUUGAGGUUUCUUGUUUUGUUUUCAAUGAGAAACUGUUUAACGGUUAGUUUUAACGAAUAUAAUAGGAAUCUGGUAAUUAAUUUGAUGGGGGAAAACUGAUAAAAUGUAGUUAUUGGAUUUGGUUUUGCUUGUUUUGGAAUAAUUUACUCUUCAGGUUCUUAGAGGAGGAAUACACACUUGUGAAGUUUGCUACAAUUAUCUGUUUCUAUUUGUACACACACGCACGCGCACACACACACACACACACACAUACACACACACACAGGCACACACAUACACACACGUAUAUAGAUAUAUACAUGUAUGCGCAUCUGUAUGAGUGAGUAUAAUUAACAUUAUAGUUUAUGGUAGACAGAAACACACACAAACACACACACACACACAUACACAAACACAAACACACACGUAAGCACACACAUAUACACACACACACACACACACACACACACACACAAAUGCACACAUUCACACACAAGCAUACACAAAUACAGACCUAUAUACUAGCAUAUAGACACUUGUAAAGAUACUCAACUCUACUAAGAAAAUGGAACGAUUUCACAGUUUGGAACUGUUAACACCACAAAACUAUAUUAUGUAAUGAAAACAACUCCAAGAAUUAUUGCAAAUUCUACCAAAAUCUUCAUGUUUUCAUUAGAAAUAUAUUUGCAAUGAAUUAUUAUUAUUACAUUGCAGUAGUCGAUUUUGUGUGUGACGCCAUAAGAAUUCCAAUAACAUAGAGACACGUGCGUAUUCAAAGUAUCUGCUUAGUAUCAAUCACAAAUAUAAAAAACGAUUGCCAGUAAUCCUCUGAGAUUCAUUAUUUAACAAAUGUUUUUGCGGCGGCCCCAAAUGUGCCACAAAGCUUGCAAAAUUACAUUCACCAUUAUUUAUUUGACCUGAAAUAUUGAGCGUUCUAUCAAUUUAUCCAUCGGUAUGUGUGUAUAUCUGUAUUUAUGUAUGCCUGUAUGAACGUGUGUUAGUAUAAUUCUUCCUCUGCACCGACAUUAAGUCUCUAGGUUCGUUCAGGUAUCGGCCAUUGUACACUUUUAUACAUUAUACGUAUACAUAUAUUUAUAUAAUAUUGGAAAAUAGGUUAUCGACGGUUCUUGGCAGUAACAAAAAACAACAACAACAACAACAAUAAUAAUAAUAAUAACAGCAACAACAUCAAACAUCCUUCCUUAUCAAUGUACCAAGUUCUUCCUCCUCAAAUAAAUAUUUACAUAGACUAAAUAAAAAAUAGAAGAGGGAGAAAAUUGAAUAUUGCAUCCAUUAAUAAAUCAUUACUAAAUUAAUUAAAAAUUACUAAAAAAUAUUACAGUAACACAACUAAUAACAUUUAAAUUCAUCGCUACAUACAAUAGACGCAAAUAUCUCCGACACGUUUAUGUAUACGUGCGUCGGGAACAAUGUUCCUCUCACCAUCUAGCAUCCAUUUUACCAGUUGUACUGGCCAGCAGACUGUGGAAGAAAUUACACAUGAAAGAGACAUCAUCGAAGCUAGUAGACAUUUUGUACAGAAUCUAGACAGAGCCCGUUUGCAAGUGGCUCAGAAAGACGGUCACUAUUUUACCUUGAACAAUACACGACUCUUGGUGUUUCGGCGCCUUGAAAAAGAAGGAAGGUGUAAAAGGGUGAAGGUGGACUGUAUACCUUUGAAUGCUAUACCGGCGGGCAUUCGGAUGAUGAUGAUUGUACCAAAUUUUAAAACUCACAACACCAAUACAGUUGCAGAUAACAGCCGUUCGACAGGUCGAGGUUAUCAACGACUGUGUCAGAAAGAUGCAGACACGGACAGAAAAUCAGAAACCGAACACAGUACGGAAGAUUCCGAAGAUUCAAAUCUAGAAGAUGGUUCCGAUAGUGAAUUUGAAUGGAGCGGAGAAAAUGACAGCGAAUUCAUUACGUCCGAUGAGGAAGCGAGUGAAGAGAAAGAAAGUCUUCUUUGAAAAAGGAAGUAAAGACAGUUAAAAUACAGGAUAAGAACACACACAUUCCAUACACACACACACACACUCGUACACACGCGAACACCUAUACACAUACACACAGAGAACAAAAUUUAAAAGUUUACAAAAACAGCAACCAAGUAUAAAUAAUAUACGUCGGACUGAUAAAAAAAAAAACAGCGUUCGUUGAGUUUUUGCUUAUAUUUUCAAAUUUUUUUUCCGUGUUGGUGUUUGUGUGUGUGUGUGUGUGUGUGGUAGAGAGAGAGAGAAAGUAUGUGUGUGUGUGUGAGUGUAUGUGUGUGAAUAUGUACGAAGUUGUGCGUGUGCGAGAGCGUAUGCACGUAUUUGUAAAACCAUGUGUGUAAGAGCGUGUGUGAAUUUAUGCGUUUGUGUAUGGCCUGCGGAUGGAGACAGUAUGUCAUAAGAUGUGUAAAAAAAAAAACAGAGCGUGACUGAACUGAGAUAACUAUUGGAAAGUUAGUGCAACAAAAACAAUAAAACCAACAACAACCACAGCAACAGCAGCAACAACAACAACAACAAACGAGAUAUUUAUUUUAUCUAUCCUUUUUUUCUCUCAGUCCUGUAGCUGUAUUUUACCAUUAUUUUCGCUUACCUAAUAAACUAUUCAAUGUAUGUAUGCAGAAA